Pygocentrus nattereri (red-bellied piranha) is the source of this 2273-nucleotide messenger RNA. RefSeq names its product granzyme 3, tandem duplicate 3 (gene gzm3.3). The record is from RefSeq and is a predicted model, not a curated record. The coding region runs from base 1382 to 2200 and encodes 272 amino acids. NCBI's taxonomy places the organism in Eukaryota, Metazoa, Chordata, Actinopteri, Characiformes, Serrasalmidae. Gene Ontology annotation, molecular function: serine-type endopeptidase activity. The transcript has 5 exons. Gene Ontology annotation, biological process: proteolysis.
CAUCCAUUGGAUUGCCAGACGGAGAAGCGUGAUUCGUCACACCAAAGAACACAUCUCCACUGCUUAGUGAGUCCAGUGGCGGCGCUUUACAACGCCUUGCAUUGCCUGGUUAUGUAAGUCUUUGAUGCAGCUGCUCAGGCAUGGAAACCUAUUCCAUGAAGAUCUCUAUGCACAUAAGCUAAUCUAAAGGCUACAUGAAGUUUGGAGGUCUGUAGCAAUUGACUCUGCAGGAAGUUGGCCUCUGUGCGCUAAGCGCCUCAGCAUCCACUUGGUUUCAUACACUUGUGGACAUGGAAGUGAUUGGAACACCUGAAUUACAUUAUUUGGAUGGGUGACUGAAUACGUUUGGCAAUAUAGCAUAUUUACAAAAAUGACUAAAGUUGAUAAGGUAAAAUAUUAUAAUAUCUGCUAUACGUUUUCAAAAAACUUGUAAAAGACCGGUUUAUAAAUCUGUUUUCUCUUCUAAUUUGCAUUUACAUCUACAGUCUCAGUUGUGACACCGCCACAUAAAGGAGACCUGUGGGAUCCCUAACUAGAAGUAUUAACACUUAUGUUCCUGAUAGUGUUAUUUCGGUGACCCCACGGAUUAAAGUCCUUAGGAACCUUAGGCUGUUCAUUGAGAUGUGUUGGGAGAAGGUGUGGCCUCCAGUUUUCCAUCAGUGUGGGUGUGUGAAUAUUUUAUAUACAUUAUUUUUUUGUGACCUUUUCCUGUUAAUUUCUGGAGGGGAAGACUUUUAUUGUGAAAGUGAACCCUGGUUUGAGAACGGGAAAAAGGAAGUAGAGCAGCCAUCUUAAGGAAGGUGAAAGUUUGGGGAAGAGAGGCCUGGGGAAGUUGGCUGUUGAGGCCCAAACAGCAUCUACUUUUUCUUUCUCCCAUCCUUGUCUUUGACGUGUGGAUUACCUUUUUUUUUUUAAGUGAGGUAUCGAGGUAUCGAGAGACUUUUGAGUGACUGAGCUUAAACUAUUGUUGCUCUGGACUUCGGUGCUUGGAUGUUGCUGCUGAAUAAUACUGAAUAAAAUAUAUAUUGGUCAUCUUUGUGGUAUACUGGCACUGCAUGGUUUAUACUCACCUAAUUAGUCCUCAGACAUUUAAUAGUAACAGCCAAGUGGUCAGAUUGUUACACAGUGUUUUUGGAUUUAAAAAGAAAAUGAUUGACAAAAAAAUCUUUAAGCAUAAUUUCAAUGUCUUCUCCAACUGCUCACCAACCGCUCAAUUUUCACUCACCUCUACUUUCGUUUUGACUUAUAUUUCUCACCUCAAACCCCACCAAAGACCCUGAUGUGUGUGAGUUCCUUGCAAUUUUGCAUGCAUCCUGUAUGAUUGAUGGUGUAAAUGUGUGUGUGUGUGUGUGUGUGUGUGUGUGUGUGUGUGUGUGUGUGAAUGCUUAAGAAGAGAUGGGUUUUUUGUUUGUUGGUUAAAAGUCCACUAAUAGGGGAAAAGAUGUUCCUGCCUCUGCUCAUCCUUGCUGUCCUCUCUUUGUCUGGAGCGAUGGAGAGUGGUAUUGCUGGAGGAAAGGAAGUUGAACCUCACUCCAGACCCUACAUGGUGUCUCUUCAGCUAUACAACGCACACAUGUGUGGUGGGAUGCUUAUCAAAAAUAACUACGUACUGACUUCCGCUCACUGUGUGGACAACAUUGACUGCUCUCAGAAUAACAGGCUAGAAGUGGUCCUGGGAGCUCACAACCUCAAAAAGCAUGAGAUUUUCCAGCAGAGAAUCAAAGUAAUGAAGUGCAUCAAACAUCCCUCAUACAUAAAGAAAGAGUACCACCAUGACAUCAUGCUACUGAAGCUGAAGACCAAAGCCAAAAUAAACAAGUUUGUGAAGGUCAUUGCUCUUCCUGAAAAGAAUAAGAAGAUCCCUGCCAAUCAGAAAUGCUCUAUAGCAGGCUGGGGUAUGAAAGCACCAAAUACUUCUGCAUCGCAUGUUCUUCAGGAGGUCACGCUGAAACUACAGUUUAACUUUGAGUGCAGCAAUAUAUGGAAGACAUUAUUUGACACUCAGCACAUGAUCUGCACUUCAUCAGAUGGAAAACAAGCUUUUUGUCAGGGCGAUUCAGGGAGUCCUCUUAUUUGUAACAAGAAACCACUAGGAAUCGCUUCAUAUACCUACCUUUAUGACUGUAGAAACCACAAGUACCCACAAGUAUACAUGAAGAUACCCUACUUUUUUCCAUGGAUUAAAAACAUCACAGGUUAAAAAGAGGAAAUAUACUUAUGUUUUUCUAAUGCAAAAUAACCCCAAAAAUAAAUGAUACUUUGAAUGGAUAAAA